AUGCAAUUCCUUUGGCUAUUUCUUCUCCUAGGGUCAGUGUUGGCGGCUCCCGUCAACACCCUGAGUGGCGCCGUUAGCAGCAGCAGCAGCAAUGCCAGCGUCAAUAAUGAUAUCAUCCCCGUGCUUCCCUCAGUGGACGACUUCUACCUGCUCCCCAGUGACUUUGACAAGUACAAGGUCGGCGACAUCAUGAAGAUCAGAAAGACGCCGCACCCGUUGCGCUCAGUUUGGGCUGAACUCAACGUCAGUGCCUCAUGGCAAGCUCUCGUUAAGACCACGGCUAAUGAUGGUAAGAACACGACGUGGAUGGUGACCACUAUCAUCGAACCGUAUAAUGCCAACCCGAAGAAACUUGUCCAGUACCAUAUUGCCAUUGACUCGCUGUCCCCUGAUUGUCAAACAUCGUACGCGAUCCAAAGAGGUGGCCUGGCAGCCACUAUCAGUUCACAGGCCGAAAUGCUUUUCAUCCAGGUAUUGCUUAAUAAGGGUUAUUAUGUGGUGUCUCCUGACUAUGAGGCUUCAUCCAGUGCGUUCACACCGGCUCAUCAAGCGGCCUAUGCCUCAUUAGACUCAAUUAGAGCUGCGCUUUCUAGUGGUAAAACCACCGGUAUCGACCUGGGAGCAUCAGUAGUCACGUGGGGCUACUCAGGAGGGUCAUUACCGACAUCGUGGGGAGCAGCAUUACAACCUAGUUAUGCUCCUGACCUUAAAAACAAUUUGAAAGGAGCGGCGUUUGGUGGGACAUUAGCUAACCUCACGGCAGCUGCUCUUAAGAUCGACGACUCCAUCUUCUCCGGACUCUUAGUGGGAGCCGUUGGAGGACUCGCUAAGACUUACCCCAUCGUCGAUAAGCUUAUCCAUGACCAAUUAACCCCCUCAGGAAUGAAGGAGUUCGAGAAAACGUACGAUCUCUGUAUGGUUCCAGGGCUUGUUGAGUAUUUGUUAGCUCCCAUAUUCAACGGUGAAGGCCACAUGGCCAAAGACGGGAUGAAAGUAUUUGAAAACCCUGACCUCCAAAAAGUGUUGGCAGAGAACACUUUAGCCGGUGAAACAAAGCCUCCAAUUCCGCAAGUGCCGAUUUUCAUGUACCACGGUAUGUUCGACGAGAUCUUACCCUUUGACGAGUCGCAACGUGUUUACGAUACCUGGUGUGAAAACGGCAUUGGCCUGUUUGAGUUUGCCGCUGACAUCGCUGCCGAACACCUUAUCGGGAUCUUAAGUGGGGCGGGCCCUGCGUAUAAGUUCAUCGAUGAGCGUUUGAAUGGUGUGGCUCCGAUUAAAGGGUGUUCAAAGCUGACACGGUUGUCUAACUUCAUGUACCCUAACGUCACCACUCUGCUUUGGGACGUGGGAUCAGUGGCGUGGGACUCAUUUAGAGGUGACCCAAUCGGACCCAAAUCGAAGUCACAGUAA
Diutina rugosa is the source of this 1413-nucleotide messenger RNA. RefSeq lists its product as uncharacterized. NCBI's taxonomy places the organism in Eukaryota, Fungi, Ascomycota, Pichiomycetes, Serinales, Debaryomycetaceae. Gene Ontology annotation, molecular function: triacylglycerol lipase activity. The coding region runs from base 1 to 1413 and encodes 470 amino acids. Gene Ontology annotation, biological process: lipid catabolic process. The transcript has a single exon. The record is from RefSeq and is a predicted model, not a curated record.